AUGGAUAAAGAUCACUUUAACGUGAUGAAUAGUAAAAUGAAUGUAUAAAUGAAUCAUAAUUAUUUCAUUGACUUAAUUACAAAAGCCAAUCAAACUGUUAGAUCAUUAAAUUAAAAAUUAAAAAGGAAACAAAUGAGAGAUAAAAUGGAUAGAGAGUAUUUUAACGUUUUGAAUGGUAAAAUCAACUUCCAAAUUAAUGAUAAAGAAUAUAUAGAUUUGAUUACAACAAAAGCUAAUCAAACUGUUAGACCAUUAACUUUAAGGUUAAGAAUGAAAUAAAUGAAAGCAAAAAUGGAUGAAGAAAUUAAUGUAAAAUAUUUAUAUUCAUUAAAAGAUUUCCAAAUUAAAACAUGAAAACAUCUAAUAAUAAUAAAAUAAUGAUGAUUACUAUAAAAAUAUAUUCUUUUUACACAAAAAAAGAAAAAAUAAAUUCAUCAAUAAAUCUAUGUAAAAUCAAGAUGAAACAAAAAGUCCUUUAACUUAAAGGAACUUUACACAUUAUUCACCUUAAAGAUAAACAUAAUAAUUUAAUAAAACUAUGUUACCUUCUUCACCUAUGAUUUAAACAACUAAGAUUAAAGUACAAUAAUAUUAAGAUUAUCUAAAAUUAAAUCAACAAAUCAAUUAACAUAAAGGAUAACUAAAUGUAUAGAUAUUAAAUCUAUUGGAAUAAAAAGUGUAAGCAAUUAGUUAAAUUAGUCACAUAGCCAAAUCACUUAAAUAAUCAUGCACUAAGUCUGGAGUUGAUUCCUAUGAAUAAGCAUUAAAAACAAUUCAAGUUCUCAAAAAUAAUAUUACUUAAAAGGUUAUAAAGGAAUGUAACUCUAUUUAUGAAGAAAAAUAGAAUCAUAAAUUAAACAUACUUGAAAAAACCUAUGCUGUAAAUUACAAUAUUAAUUAAAGUAUUUUUUAAGAGUUUUGGAAGUAAUUUAAUAAAUGGAUGAUUAAAUAUACUAAUAUAUGUUGAAUUAUAAAUCCAAAAAUCCAAUGAAUGAUUAAAACUCUAUUCUUGAAGAUAUAAAUUAAAUGAGAGAUGAUGCAUAUAAUGAAAAAGUUCGAACAUUCAGUAAAUAUCAUGAUAUAGACCAGGAAAAGAAAAGAGAUAGAUAAAAACUAAAUAAAGUUAAAGCAUAUUUUUGA
Messenger RNA from Paramecium pentaurelia, 1140 nucleotides. NCBI's taxonomy places the organism in Eukaryota, Ciliophora, Oligohymenophorea, Peniculida, Parameciidae. The record is from the annotation of a GenBank genome assembly.